UCAUAGUAAGCUUGCAAGAAUUGUUAAAUUUUAUGUUAAACAAUUUUGUAAAUUUUUAGCUAAGUUCUAGCCAAAUUGAUUAUUUUCCUUUCCUUCUAAUGCUAAUUCUGUACAAAAAUCGACUAGCGCGACCAUUUACUUUGGCUCCCAAAAUUGCCUUUCGCACCUGCCUUUCCUAGUUCCUUACAAAUUUCUGGAAGUGUUAAUCAAGAACCUAGUCGCUCGGAUGAAUGACGUGCACGGAUCACGUUCCCAAUCACGCACAACAAUGCUAAAAACUCAAAAGUGCAACCAGCGACGCCCAAAGUUUUGUUAGCUGGCUUUGUUAGCCCGGUUAAAAGGGGAAGCAUCAGCAGUCACGUUGAGUGGAAAACCACACGGCAAGCAACAGGGCACUGAUUUCCGACGGGUGUGUGUCAGUAUGGCAGGCGAACCCACAUUGGGAUCCCGAAGCUGUAGCCGAGCGACGGGAAGUGUCCUCGUGGGGGCGAAGGUUAGGAUGCGAAGCUGUCGCGGCAUUGAGGAGCUGUAUAAAAGCGGGUGCCAAACGCCUGCCACUGGUAGUCUUCGCCGAGACAUCAACUGUUCGCGUUAUCCCGAAACAAGUUCCCUUGGAGAGCCAAUAAAACUGAAAGCCAGAACACGAACUGAAUUACUGUGCCAGUGAAAAAAAGUGAACUGAACUAUAUUUGAUAAAUUAAGCAAAAAUAUAAACUCACGCCAUGGAUACUCUGUCACCUAACAAUGGCUCCAAAUCGAGCUCCAGCGGCAGUUCAGCGGCCAGUUCCUCCAUGGAUCUCGGCAAGCAGCAGCAGAAGGAGAAGCUGCAUCGUCACCCGAGGAAUGGGCCCAAGAAACUUUCCCGUUCCAGGAGUUUGCUGCAGUUGCUCAGCCGGCACCUGGGCAGACACUUUCACCACCAGAACCAACAGAACGAGACGGUCUACAGCAGCCAGGACGACAUUAGGAGCAGCUCCACGGAUUCCUUCAGUUUGAGCUACGAGCGUGGCAGCCACGAGUGCCCUAUCAACGGUUCCUCCCUGGACCUGGAGCACACAUCCCGGACCUCGAGCGGAUCGGCCUGCUCCAGAUACUCGCCCGGCCUGGAUUACUACGAUCAGCAGGGACACAUCUAUGUGGAGGCUGUCUACAGACCCGGCAGUGCCAUGGAGCAACUGCAUCCGCAGCUGCACUUCGAGGAGGACACCAGCGAGGAGGGCAGCAGCAAUGAGGCGGAGGAUGAGGUGGAGCUGCGCCACGACGAGAACGAGAACAACAAGCCCCGAUCCGCAUCGGCCGCGUCCGCCAAGUCACCGGGACUGCACCUCAGCCGGAUUUCCAUCUCCUCCUCGGUGAGCCGCAUCCUGCAUCACUUCUCUAGUCCGACGGGAAAUGCAUCGAUGCGCUCGUUGUCCUGCAGCAGUACUCCACUGCGUCAGCCCAAGAAAUCCCUGUCGCCGAACAACUCAAACAACAGCAGCAGCAGCAGCUCCAGCUCCAAAUCCUCCGGUGCUCCGGCCGCCAAGAAGCAGGACAAGAAGCAGCAGAGCAUCCUGCGACCGCCAGUCCAGUACGUUUACAUGAAGGGCAUGUCGGGACUGUAUUCCCGAGUGCCCAGCUAUGCGGUCUGCUAUCCGUACACCCUGCAGCACAUGUACUAAAACACCUGGGACAUCAAACAAAUGGGAUGGAGAGCUGCAAGCUGGUUGGGGGUCUUGAACAAUAUACUUAGGAAUUUUCUAGUGAUGUACGAGUAGUGCCUGAAAUCCAGAGAUUUGAGUAGGGGUGUAGAUUGAAGAUAGAGGCUCACGACAGGAUGCAGCAUAUUUUAUAAAUGUGUCCAAGCUGAGAUCGCAAGCCCGAGAAGUGUACCUAAAGCCAAGCCCAGAAAAUCAAAAACUAUCUAUGUGCUACGAUAUACUCCUUAGACGAUCUAAUUGUCUUCGGAUUAUUUAGGGACUUUCAGUUUACAAAGGAAUAUAAAUUCAAUUUAGCUUAAUGAAAAACCAAAUGUUAUUUAGAAGCCUUUCACAUAUCUUUCGAGAAUAGCUCUAGAAAUUACAUUUUCGGAACACCUUAGUUGAAACAAAUAGUUUAAUUUAAAAAACAAACGUUUUUUGCACUUUUGAUCUAGUUUAACAUAUAUUUUGCACUAAUUUCGACGACUAUUAAAACCAAAACAAAACUUUACGAAUUUAUACAACGGCAAAAAAACGGAAACCAAAUUCUUUAAGAUCACAUUAAUAGAGGAACAUUUUACAAUAAUUCACAUUCCAAAAAAUCGAAACUUUUUGUAAAACAAAACCAAUUAUUAUAAAUAAUGCGGAAAUAUCAUGAUAAAAUGUAUAUCGUACGGUAGAUGAU
This is a messenger RNA of Drosophila santomea, 2364 nucleotides long. RefSeq names its product putative protein TPRXL. The coding region runs from base 723 to 1661 and encodes 312 amino acids. Lineage: Eukaryota; Metazoa; Arthropoda; Insecta; Diptera; Drosophilidae. The record is from RefSeq and is a predicted model, not a curated record. The transcript is spliced from 2 exons.